Molecule: messenger RNA, 1772 nt
Organism: Sitodiplosis mosellana (orange wheat blossom midge)
Lineage: Eukaryota; Metazoa; Arthropoda; Insecta; Diptera; Cecidomyiidae
Exons: 2
Coding region: 48-1334 (428 amino acids)
Source: RefSeq, a predicted model, not a curated record
AAAAAAUUAAUCAGACAAUUUCAAACAGUCUCAAGUAAUUGAGCCACAUGGAGAGUGACAAUUUUGUAAUCAAUCAUAGAACGAUGUGGACGGUUUUUGGUGCAUUCAUCGUUUUUGCUUUGGCUUUUUGCUUCCAUUGCGAUGCAAGCCAAUCAUCGUCCAUAUCAGCAGACCCCCACAACCGAGUGUCUUUUUCGUCUGUAAAAGAGAUUCUGGAUACCUUCAAAGACUUUGAUUUAAUUGAAUUGCAAAAGUAUUUCAGUGCAAAUCCAAUGAAUCGUUACGCGAUCGUAAUUGUGUUUAAACAUCGGUAUUUGUAUGAACAAUUCGUAAUCAAUUCGCCCAAUUUGUCUCCGAAUGGAACGUUCAAUGACACACUGGACGUGGUGCAAAAUUUCGGUCACUUGAUAAAAAUGCUAAAAGUGGAUUAUCGAUUGUUGGACACGGAUCAAAGCGCAGCAUUGAAUAAAAUCCUCAAUGAUCGCUCUUCAUACUCAUUGGUUGACGUUGAAUUGGUGCAUUGUGACGAUGAUAAAAUAUUGGAUUUGCGUGGGCCAUUCUUAAAUGUUGAAAGUGUUCAGCUCCGCAUGGGCAAUUUGCGAACUAAUGCAUCGAGAUUUGACAAAAUUUUUCCGGCACUUCGUCGCUUGCACCUCGGUGAAAUGUACUACACUCACGCCGGCUGCUUCGAACACAAUUUUCCACAUUUGGAGAGCUUGACCGUAGAGUUUUGGUAUGGAUCGUAUCCACACACCGCAGUGCUGUUGGAAACAAGAUUGCGAGCGAAUCCUCAGUUGAAACACGUUACAAUCAUCCGAUGCACUUGGAAUAUGCUGGAAAUAUUGAGCAAAUAUUCGACGCAGUUAGAGAGUCUCACUUUGGAACAGUUUCACGAUGAUUCCGUUUUUGAAGGCAAAGAAAUUCGCUUCAAUAGUUUGAAAGUAUUUAAAUUCAAACCACGCAGUGCAUUUAAAAAAAACAUCGGCCGAAUUCCAAUUGUGUUCGAGAAAUUGGAGGAAAUUGAAUUUCAUAAUUCGCCCGAUGAAUGGAUUGCAAUCAUGCAGAAGAAUAAAGGAUUGAAAAUCGUCACAACUGGCAAGUUGGACGACUUGCAGUUUAUUCAUGUUUUAUGUGUUGUUCCAAAUAUUCAAGAACUUUACACCGGCUACAAUGCCAUAUCCCCAUGCAAUAACAUCCUUAGAUUCAUACGUGGCGCAAAACAUCUGAAGCGGAUUCUGUUUACAGCGUUUGAUCAUCGGGUAUUGAAUCAAAUUUACAAAAGAAUAGACCACGAAUGGGACCUCCUUCCUGGUGGAAUGUUGGUCAGAAAUUGAGACGAAGUUCGGCGAAUUACUAUGAAUUUGUUUUGUUUUCCAAAAUUUCUAUGGUUUUUGUUUUUAUACAAAUUUUGAAUGAAAUUCACAAGACUUUGUUUGAUUUAGCUGCUUGAAACCAUAUUAAAAAUGAAUUUUAGACUCAAACCAAAAAAUUACGAACAUUCCAAGUUGGAUGAUUACAAAGAAACAAUUCAAUACUUGCGAUUUUGAUUUGAUUGAUGCAAAAUAAGUGCCAAACAAUGACUUUGAAAUUGGUGAUUUUGAGCCAUUUUACACUUGUUUAGAUGACGAUUUGCGCAUGGACUGUGUCUAUUAUUCGUUUAUUCGUUUUGAUAGAUUUAGUACAUUUUAAAAUCCAUUCGAGUUGAAUUUUUGAAAUUACAUUCAAAGUACUUGAAAGUUAUGUCAAAUAAAUUCCAAAUCCACUUGACAAAA